GGUCUUUCUGGAUGGUACAAUGUUUGGGCUCAUUACGGUUUAUCAGCUUGCGUAACUGUUUGCGCUUCAGACGGACGCUGAUCAGUUGCAAAGAGACAGGACUCGUGUACGAAACCAGAAACCCUAAACCAAAAUGGCAGAAAACAUUCUAGAGCCGGGCAAAGUGAUCAAACCGAUCAUCAACCACGAUGAGGUGAAGCUGCUAGUGGAGCGUCUGUACGGCAUCUCCGUGCUGGAGCUGACUGAGCUGGACAGCUACGACGACAAGAACUACAAGAUCAUCGAGGACCCCAACGUCAAGAACCCGCUGAUCACGAACCACAGCGAGCACGGAUAUGUGCUGAAGAUCACGAACUCGAUGGACUCGCUGGAUCGGAAUACGAUAGAGGCACAGAAUGAGAUUAUGAACUUUCUUAACACCCGCUCCGUCACGUGCCCAAAGCCGGUCCGCAACGUCUACGGCCAUCUGUACUCUGUGGAGAACAUCGCGGGGAAGCAGCACGCCGUGAGGCUGCUGGAGUUCGUGCCAGGAUCCCUGCUGAAGGACGUGCCCAGGAGCGACGCGCUCAUGUACCAGAUCGGCGAGUUCGUCGCCAACCUCGACAACAAGCUGCAGAAUUUCAACCACUCGGGUCUAGCUGGGCGGGUGCACAUCUGGAUGCUCAGCAAGGUUCCAGAACUCGACAAAUUCAAGUUCGUCAUCAAGGACCAGGAGAAACUGGAUUUGGUCGAAGAGGUAAUAGAGGAAUUCAAGUACGCUGUGGUGCCGCGGCUGGAUGAGCUGGAGCGCGGCGUCGUGCACGGAGAUGUCAACGAGAUGAACCUCAUCGUGGGACUAAAGCCCGGCGGCAGCUCCACGGACUACCGUAUAACUGGCAUCAUCGACUUCGGCGACAUCCAGGACUCAUACUACGUGUUUGAGCUGGCCAUCGCCAUGACCUACGCGAUACUUCUGACAGGAAACCCCGCGACGGCAGGACUCGUGCUAGCUGGUUACACCGUUACCCGUCGCCUGCCUGACGAGGAAUACCGUCUGCUCAAGACCCUGGUCUCCGCGCGCCUGGUACAGUCCCUGGUGCUCGGCGCCUACACGGCAGCCAACGACCCCGACAACAAAUACGUGAGCUCCACAGAGAAGGCGAACGGCUGGGAGCUGCUCCGUAAGAUCCGCAAGCACCGCCCCAGCGCCGACGAGACCGAUCCCACUGACUGGAAGACCAUCGCUAAUGAAUAUCUCACCAGGAGUUAAGAUGAUGUCAUGACAAUUGCUAAUGAUGUCAUAGAGAUUAAAUUGCUCUGAAAUGUAAUGUAAAAGGUCAAAUGACGCAGAUUCACUCUAAGACAAGUGACAAAAAUAUAUUGUAACUCCAAAGUCAAUUCAAAAUUUUUGCCUGUUUGAGUUUGCUAUUAGUAGAGGUUGUAGUGGGGCUUUUUAGUUGAAUAUAAAGAAAGUAUUAUUGUUAUUAAAACGCGAAGAUGUAUAUUUUAUCUUAAUUAAGUGCGUUUGUAAAUAUUAUUUUUUAAAUGUAUUUGAAGUAUUUUUUCGAGUAUUAAGUAAGUUCAAUUUCCAAAAGUAAUAGAGUGCAACCAAUAAUGAAGUCUAGACAAUAAUAAUUAUAAGUAAUGUACCUAUUGUUACGUUCAUAAUAAAAAUAAAAA
Molecule: messenger RNA, 1659 nt
Organism: Cydia fagiglandana
Lineage: Eukaryota; Metazoa; Arthropoda; Insecta; Lepidoptera; Tortricidae
Product: hydroxylysine kinase
Exons: 7
Coding region: 134-1249 (371 amino acids)
Molecular function (GO): amino acid kinase activity
Source: RefSeq, a predicted model, not a curated record